This is a messenger RNA of Propithecus coquereli (Coquerel's sifaka), 764 nucleotides long. RefSeq names its product DIRAS family, GTP-binding RAS-like 1 (gene DIRAS1). Gene Ontology annotation, molecular function: GTP binding; GTPase activity; GDP binding. The transcript has a single exon. NCBI's taxonomy places the organism in Eukaryota, Metazoa, Chordata, Mammalia, Primates, Indriidae. Gene Ontology annotation, biological process: signal transduction. The record is from RefSeq and is a predicted model, not a curated record. Gene Ontology annotation, cellular component: plasma membrane. The coding region runs from base 92 to 688 and encodes 198 amino acids.
CAUCUGACACUGUUCUCCGCACAGGGUCAUUCUGGGGUUCUAGCAGCCGGCACCAGCCCUCCCGGCCCCGUCCCCACCCGCCGCGGGGAAGAUGCCCGAGCAAAGCAACGACUACCGCGUGGUGGUGUUCGGGGCGGGCGGCGUGGGCAAGAGCUCGCUGGUGCUGCGCUUCGUGAAGGGCACGUUCCGCGACACCUACAUCCCCACCAUCGAGGACACCUACCGGCAGGUGAUCAGCUGCGACAAGAGUGUGUGCACGCUGCAGAUCACGGACACGACGGGCAGCCACCAGUUCCCUGCCAUGCAGCGACUGUCCAUCUCCAAGGGCCACGCCUUCAUCCUGGUGUACUCCAUCACCAGCAAGCAGUCGCUCGAGGAACUGGGGCCCAUCUACCAGCUCAUCGUGCAGAUCAAAGGCAGCGUGGAGGACAUCCCCGUCAUGCUGGUGGGCAACAAGUGCGACGAGACGCAGCGGGAGGUGGACACGCGCGAGGCCCAGGCGGUGGCCCAGCAGUGGAAGUGCGCCUUCAUGGAGACCUCGGCCAAGAUGAACUACAACGUGAAGGAGCUCUUCCAGGAGCUGCUCACUCUGGAGACGCGCCGCAACAUGAGCCUGAGCAUCGACGGCAAGCGCUCCAGCAAGCAGAAGAGGACAGACCGCAUCAAGGGCAAAUGCACCCUCAUGUGAGCCCGGGACGUCCCCGGCCCCCGCCGCCUCCCCGUCUCCCACGCCCUCCUCCGCCUCCUCCUCCUCCUCUUCCUCC